AAGUUAAGUAGAACAGAUAUUGCCAAGUUGCGUGAAAUGCAUCGUUCCAAAGAAAAAGCUUAUAAAGAUGCAACAGCUAUCAACUAUUCCUUAUCGUUAGGUAUUUUGUUUUUAGGUCUUUCAUAUGCCGCAGUUGUUUUAUAUCGUACAUUAUGUGCAAGAACAGGUUUUGGUGGUCGUCCAGUUACUGAUAAAAGAAAAUUCACAAAUGAUAAAUUAGUGCCAGUUGAUAUGGAUAAAAGAAUAAGAGUUAGUUUCACUUCAGAAGUCUCAGAUAUCUUGCCUUGGAAAUUUACUCCUCAACAACGUGAAGUUUACAUUCUACCUGGUGAAACUGCAUUAGCAUUUUAUAAGGCCAAGAACACAGGAACACAGGAUAUAGUUGGUAUGGCUACAUAUAGUAUUACUCCUGGUGAAGCAUCACCGUACUUCAACAAAAUCCAAUGUUUCUGUUUUGAAGAACAAAGAUUGGCAGCUGGUGAAGAAGUCGAUAUGCCUGUUUUCUUCUUUAUUGAUCCAGAUUUUGCAAAUGAUCCACGUAUGAGAAAUAUUGAAGAUUUGAUUCUACAUUAUGCUUUCUUCAAGGCUCAUUAUCAAGAAAAUGGUGAGAUCGUUCCUGUUGACGCUUCAAAAGAUAUUGAAAUG
Hansenula anomala is the source of this 645-nucleotide messenger RNA. RefSeq names its product Cox11p (gene COX11). The record is from RefSeq and is a predicted model, not a curated record. NCBI's taxonomy places the organism in Eukaryota, Fungi, Ascomycota, Saccharomycetes, Phaffomycetales, Wickerhamomycetaceae. The annotation marks the transcript as partial. Gene Ontology annotation, cellular component: mitochondrial inner membrane. Gene Ontology annotation, molecular function: copper ion binding. The transcript has a single exon.